Molecule: messenger RNA, 2313 nt
Organism: Tetrahymena thermophila SB210
Lineage: Eukaryota; Ciliophora; Oligohymenophorea; Hymenostomatida; Tetrahymenidae
Exons: 1
Source: RefSeq, a predicted model, not a curated record
AUGGCUGACCAAUCAAAUAAAAAAUUACCACAAAGAGAAAAUUCUUUAAAAUUUACAUAUACACCUAAGGCGCAUAAUGAGAAUUAUUGUAUCCAAGGAAACAGCGAAUGCAGUGAUUUUUAAAAUAUUAUUUAAUGCAUAAAAGAUUAAAAUAUUCUAAAAGAUAAAAAAAUAAAUGAAAGGGAACAAAAUCAAGCUGGAAAAUGCAACAUAUUAACUAAUAUUAGAUAUAGUUAAGGAAAAUAAAUUCAAGAUUUGAAUUAAGAUUCUUAAUAAAAUGAUGGAGAAUCAGCUGAAUGUGUUGAUUGUUUUGAAAGCUAAGAAAAUUAAAAAUAGAAUACCACUUAAGAGAUUCAGUAAGAAAAUAAAUGUAUAUAUAACCAUUUGUAAUUUGAUUUAGGCAAAAAUCCAUAAAGAACAGAAGAAUAAAUAAUAAACACUAAGGGAUUUAAAGCCAAAAAGCAACCCGCUCUCAUAAAAAAUAUGAAGAAGUGGCGUAUUAAGUAGAAUUUAAAAAAUAAAUCUAUUAAUUAAGAAGAAUAACAAUAAAACUAAUAAAGUUUCAAAUAAUUAUGUGAUACUACAAAGCAAAUAGUCAAUAUUUAAGAUAAUAAAUCAAAUAGCUAAAAGUAUUAAGCAGUGACUGUUGAUAACAGCCUCUCAAAAUUUAUAAAUAAAAUAGAGAAGUACUAAAAAAAUAAUACUAAUAAUCAUAUCAACUAAGUAUUUAAAUAGCAGUAUGCUGAGAAGAGUAUAUCUCCAAUUGACUCAUCAAAAGAAGACUCUAUCCAAAACGAUAAAAAUAAUAUACUAAGCGAAAUAGAAAAUGAGUUAUAAAAACCUGAAAUUAUUAAUUUAGCACUUAAAUGUACUGAGCAGUAAAAACAUUCAACUUAAAACCAGAAUGUAAAGAUCUUACAAAGUUAACAAAUAAAUGGAACUCCAUUCUAAUUGAUUAAACAAAAAUUCUUGUAAGAGAAAAGUUUAGUCAGAAAUCCAUCGUUAUAAAAAAACUAAUUUAAUUAAAUUUCUUCUAACUCUACUCUAAGAAAUGUUGAACAAAUUUUACUUUCCUCUUCUUAAUCUAAUGCUGAUACAUAAGCCAAAAAUAAUAGAUCUCAAAACCUGAACAAUAAUAAAUUUAGUAAAAAGAGAAACAUUAGUGUUUAAAUGGUUAACAGUAGCAAUAAUGCCUUGAAAGCAAAUUAAAGUCAAAAUUAGGCUUAAGAAUAUCUAUAAAAUUAUAUCAAUACAGCAGAAACUAACCAUUUAUUAUUAAGUAACUUAAAUAAAGGAAUAAUCUAACCACCACCAUAGGCUCAAUAACAGGAAACUCUGUUUAUACCAAAAGUUAUGACAAGAAAUGCCUCUUUUUUAAAAAAAGGAAAUAAUCUUAUAUAAAAUAUAACAAAUUUUCAGAAUUCCUCUCAUCAAUUUAUUAAGCAAAUUGAUAAUAAAUAUAAUUAAAAUAAAGUUAAUUGUAAGGAAAAUACUUCAGUACCUUUAUCACCCAGCUUAAAUAAAUAAAAUCAUGAAGUAUUCUAAUUUAAUCCAUUCAAUAUUUCUAAUUCUUAAAGGAGCUUGUAAACCUCAUAAAAUUUCAAUUUUUAAAAGAGUUUAAAAUCAUAUUUAUUUUAUUAAAAUAAAUUUAUGGGUUAAAAAUAGCAUGAGUUCUUAAUGAAUAACUUCAAAUGUUUACCGAAACUAAACUCAUUAUUAAACUAACCACAACCUAAUAUUAAUAAUGAAGCUAAUAAUUAAAUAUUUAAUAAUUUUAGUAAAGGACUUAUUUCAAAAUUAAAUUAAUCCUAAUCUGAAAAAUUUAUAUCUAAUAAAUAAAACGAGUAAUUUUAGCAUUAAUUAUAAUAGGAUGUGUCACCUAAGAGAGUUUUAGUAUGUAGUUUUACUAACCAAUAUUCCUGCCAAUAGCUUCAAAAGCAAAAAUUAAACGAAAUAAAAUAGAAAGAGGUAAUUAAAGAAGAUGAUAACAUUAACUAGGAGGAAGCAGGCAUAAAGUAAAUAACUUAAGAAAGCUAGCAAGCUAACUUUAAUGAACUUUCAAAUUACUACAAAUAAAAGUAUGAGUAAGAUUUAAAUAAUAAGAAUUCAAUACCUGUCUAAUUCAACAAUUAGAAAGGUUAAAAACUAGAUAAUAUCCCCUAAAAUAGGAUACUAAGAAAAAAGAAUUAGUCAUAAGAUUUAAGAUAUUAAUAUAAUGAAAAUGAAGAUGCCAAAUUUAGUGAGUUAUUUAAAUAGUCAAAAUAACUUAAUGAAGAAGAAAUCGAUUUACUAAAACCAUGGAAUAUUAAUUGA